Messenger RNA from Pestalotiopsis fici W106-1, 1155 nucleotides. RefSeq lists its product as uncharacterized. The record is from RefSeq and is a predicted model, not a curated record. The coding region runs from base 1 to 1155 and encodes 384 amino acids. Gene Ontology annotation, molecular function: antiporter activity. The transcript has 3 exons. NCBI's taxonomy places the organism in Eukaryota, Fungi, Ascomycota, Sordariomycetes, Amphisphaeriales, Sporocadaceae. Gene Ontology annotation, cellular component: Golgi apparatus.
AUGGCAACAGGCGCUUACAAUAGUUCGCCGGCAUCGGUGUCGUCCUCUGCCGCUACCGAAACCCACGAUGACAACGAAAAGUACAGAAGCAGCUACGAGGGUUCAGACAACGACCUUGCAUCACAACACACCGCCGUCGAAGACCGCGAUGGCCACGAGGAGGAGGGGCUCUUGGAAAAGGACGAGAACAUGCAGUCUACCCAGGUAUCCGACAAAGAGAGCGGCGGCAUGACGAAAGCCGUCAUCUGGAUGAUCAUCAACACUCUGGCGACUAUAGGCAUUGUCUUUACCAACAAGGCCAUCUUCUCGGAUCCGUCCUUGAAGCUCGCACAGCUCAGCUUUGCUGCCUUCCAUUUCGCCAUCACAUGGCUGACGCUCUUCGUUCUGUCCCGGCCUCAGCUCGCCUUCUUUGUCCCGCGACGAACCACCAUUCGCGAGAUCAUUCCGCUUGCGAUUUCCAUGUCUCUGAACGUCAUUCUGCCAAACCUCUCGUUGGCAUUCUCCAGUGUGACCUUUUACCAGGUCGCGCGCAUUCUGCUCACUCCCACAGUUGCACUGAUGAACUAUGUUCUCUACAAGGCGACCCUGCCUCGGGAUGCGCUUUUGGCUCUCAUCCCGGCUUGUCUUGGCGUCGGCAUGGUCUCCUAUUACGACUCUCUCCCAUCUAGUGACGCCAGCGUCAAGACAACAUCAGGACUGGGUGUAGCAUUUGCCUUUUCCGGCAUAUUUGCGUCUUCCCUGUACACGGUUUGGAUAGCUAGCUAUCACCGCAAGCUACAGAUGACAAGCAUGCAACUUCUCUUCAACCAGGCACCGGUCUCGGCCUUCUUACUGCUUUACGUCAUUCCGUUUGUUGAUACGUUCCCGGUGUGGUCCGAAGUACCAUUCAACCGAUGGGUCAUGAUCCUCAUGUCUGGCGUUUUCGCCUCUCUUAUCAACAUUUCCCAGUUCUUCAUCAUUGCCAAAACUGGUCCAGUCUCAAGUACCGUAGUCGGCCAUUUGAAGACGUGCACUAUUGUUGCGCUCGGCUGGGCUACGUCGGGUCGAUCAGUAGGAGACAAGUCCGUCUUGGGAGUUUUUGUUGCAAUUGGGGGUAUCGUAGCCUAUUCAAUCGUGAUGAUUCGGCACAAGGCUCGCGGUGGGGGCAAGGCUUGA